Didymosphaeria variabile is the source of this 1161-nucleotide messenger RNA. RefSeq lists its product as uncharacterized. The record is from RefSeq and is a predicted model, not a curated record. The transcript is spliced from 2 exons. The coding region runs from base 1 to 1161 and encodes 386 amino acids. NCBI's taxonomy places the organism in Eukaryota, Fungi, Ascomycota, Dothideomycetes, Pleosporales, Didymosphaeriaceae.
AUGAACACUCUUCCGACAGGAUGGCCAACACCAGCUCCGCAAGAAGCCACCGAGAAGUAUCCCAACAACACUCUACCCAUCCUCAUGCUCCUGUGGCUUAUCUUCAUCGCACUUUUCUUCCUCGGUGCACUGAUCUACUUCGCCUGGCGCCUCGCUAGAGGCCAUUGCCCAGACUGCGAAUCCAGAGAUACCGAGAUCGUGUGGUUGAAGAAGCGCCUUGCGAACAAGGAAGAGAUCACGCCGGCGAUGGUCCAGCAGAGGGAAACACCGUCCACCAAUCCAUAUCGCGCCAACAGGGUCGCUAUAAGUGAGGAAGAUCUGAAGAAUGAAGUCACUGUUCGCACGGAAGAUCUCGAACGGGGCAUCACUGUCAUACGGGGUAUGAAGACGCAACAACCUCCCUCUUCUAGCCAGUCACAGCGAUCAGACCCUUUUGUCUUGGAGAACGCGGUCCCAGUCAAUUCCCGCUUCUCUGACGAUACGCUCGAGACUCUCUCUAUAAAGUCCCCGGAGCUAAUGCGCAAGCGUUCCGAGGCCUCUAUGUUUCGACAUGGAUUGGGCAUGGAACAAAACCGCUCGUUGGCGAUGCACGAACUGACAAGGCCUCCCUCCAAUAUAGAAGAAGAGUACUACGAGGAUCCUCCACUCCCAUUCUGGAAACGGACUCUUGCGCGUGUCGGUCUAAAGCGCAAAGAGACUGAAGACCUCGAAGAACGUAACCAUCAACCUAUGAUGCGGACUUACACCGACGAAGGCCGCGCUCCCAUAUCUGAAGCGAUUCAGAGGCCCUUUAACCCACCGCGAACCUAUUCGCAUCCAGGUCCUGCUCCCGCGCCCCCAGUCCCUGUUCCUCAGCGCUCCGAUCAUCACCGUCCUGCUACCCCGAAUCCGUACGCCUUCAACCCUAGAUCCGCCUACUUCGAGAAUACAGGCGACGCGGAUAGUGGUCGUGGGAGCAGUGACGCAGUGCCUAAACGGUACCCUCAGCCUGCACGUGCAGAAUUUAUCACUGUGGGUCUGGACGAUCAGGUCUCUUGGGAACAGGAACAGCAACGAGCAGAGGAGCUUCGCAACAAGCGCCGGACUGGGGGGUACGGAGGGAUGACGCCUAUGGUACCUCCUGGUAUGGAUGGAGACGAGUAUUAUCCGAUGCGUGUCUGA